Astrephomene gubernaculifera is the source of this 1944-nucleotide messenger RNA. NCBI's taxonomy places the organism in Eukaryota, Viridiplantae, Chlorophyta, Chlorophyceae, Chlamydomonadales, Astrephomenaceae. The record is from the annotation of a GenBank genome assembly.
GCUUGCUUAUAUACAAUACUUCUAUGGAUCUAUGUAUUUAUUUUACUCCUAGACUUGAUACAGCAAGCCUUCAUUUCACUUAGCUCCAAGCCCCUAUCCUUUGACAGCUAUACAUUCCUAACUUGCAUAGUAAUUAGCAUAGGAUAGGCCUUGUGGGUUCCUCUGAUUUGUCGCGCCCAUAUCACUGCAAGGGGCGCAUUUGCACCGCACGGGCGGUCGCCCCAAAGCGCCCGCAAGCAAGCGUGCAGACGGUAUGCCUUACGACGCCCAGACCCGACCAAACGCUGGCACAGGAGGCGUUAGCAGCGGCACGGCGAACAGUCGAGGUUCAACAGAGCGACCGCAAAUGGACCAUCCCUCCACCAAGUACCGGGAAAUCGAGAUGCCCAACCCGGUCAUCAUGCAACGUGCCUCCUCACCACCACGACCAACGCUGCCCCGGCGUUCGGAGCCACGUAGUUGGAAGGCUACGUCGCGCGAGAAGUACCCAUUGACAUCCAGCCUUACAGGUCCCGGCCGUGCUGGCAAGCAGGGCACCCUGCUAGGGGCCAGCGGAGGCCGCUACGAGGGAGAGGUGCUGGCAGGCAGGCCGCACGGCAGGGGCCGGUACUUCAUGCUGAGGGACGGUAGCCCCCGCGAGUGGAUCCUGCAGUACGACGGCGACUGGAUCCAGGGCCGCCGCGAGGGGUACGGCACCCGGCACUACAGCUCCGGCGAGAUGUACAGCGGCGAUUGGGUGGCCAACCUGCGGCACGGUACCGGGCGCUACGAGUACGCGAGCGGGGACCUGUACGUGGGGCAGUGGGCGGACGACAAACGGAAUGGAGCGGGGACGAUGUACAUGGCUAGCGGCGACAUCUUCAUCGGCAACUUCAUGUCCGACCGGCGCGAGGGCAUGGGCAGUCUGUACAUGCUGGCCCGCCAGAAGAAGUACGUGGCGGAGUAUGUGGCGGAUACCCCGCGCUGCGGCACCGUGCUGGGGAUAGAGGACUCGGAGCUGGCGCCGCUGCGGGGUCACCUCAUCUCGCUGGCGGCUGCUCGCAAGCUGGACGCCGCGGCGGCGGGGGAGAUCAUCGCGCGCCUGCCGCCGCUGCAGCUGCUGCAGCCCUCCAAGGUGCUUGCGGAGCAGGUGGUGGCGGUGCGGCGCGGCCGGCAGCAGGGCGGCAGUCGCAUGCUGCGGGCGGUGCAGGCGGCCAGCGGCAACCUGAGCGAGCGGGACAUCGAGAUGCUGCGACACAGCUUCACGCUCAUGGCAGCGGGCGACGGCCCCGAGGUGGGUCUGCUGCCCCACCAGCUGCGCGAGCUGGUGGUGAUGGCGGGUCUGGACCCCGCGGCGCCCGCCACCCGCAGCCUGGUGGAGGAGCUCAUGAAGCGGCGGGCGGCGAACACGGGCCGCAUCACCUUCGACUCCUUCAUGCUCGUGGUGGCUCACUUCCAAGACGAGGCGGUGGCGGCAGCGGCGGCGGCGGCAGUGGACGCGGCCGCGGCGCAAGCCACCGCCACCCUCUCCGCCACCGCCGGCACCCGCGGCGUGCUGGCGGGCACUGGGUUGGCGCACUUGCUUGCGGGUACGGCGGCCGUGGCGGCGGCGGAAGAGGAGGAGGAGGCGGAGGGCGAUGCAACGGAGGCGGUGGCGGAGGAGGAGGAAGAGGAGGAGCAGGGUGAGGAGGAAGGCGAGGAGGGUGUUGACGGCGAUGGAGCCGGAGACGGGGUUGGAGAGGAGGUUGAAUACGGCACGACGGUGACAGUGACGGCGGAGGCAGAGGCGGCGGGUGCGCAGGAGGGAGAAGCAGCCGCGGCGGCCGCGGCGGAGGCUGCGGCAGCGGCGGCUGGGGUGCCGGUGGUUUUGGAGGCUGACCCAGAGGCGAGUGCGGCGGUGGCGGCGGUGGCGCAGGUGCCUGCUGCGAGCGACGUGGUAGAGGAGCACUUUGUGGCGGCAGAGGG